Callorhinus ursinus (northern fur seal) is the source of this 5659-nucleotide messenger RNA. RefSeq names its product ubiquitin specific peptidase 37 (gene USP37). Gene Ontology annotation, biological process: G1/S transition of mitotic cell cycle; protein deubiquitination. Lineage: Eukaryota; Metazoa; Chordata; Mammalia; Carnivora; Otariidae. The record is from RefSeq and is a predicted model, not a curated record. Gene Ontology annotation, molecular function: cysteine-type deubiquitinase activity. Gene Ontology annotation, cellular component: nucleus; cytosol.
AGUUCCCGCCAUCAGCCGCUCUCCCUGAGUAGGGGGAGUGAGCGGCCCCUCUCCGUCCCGGUUGCCCCUUUCCUUCCUUACCCCCGGCUCCUCCCCCUGCGCGCGGACUCUGUGCUUCCGGCAGGCCAGUGCAGGGCUCCGGAACCGAAGGCACAGCUGAGUUGAUGGCUUCCGGAGAACUGGCAUAGCUGCAAAAUAUGAGUAGUUCCCCAAGAAGAGUGCAUUGCCUUUGGCACAAGGAUCAGAAUAAAGGUGAAUUGUUAUUACAUAGGGUUUUUCAGUAAAAGUCACUGAAAAAAUCUGUCAGGUGAAGGUGUAUUUUUGCUUUUUAAUUUGGCUAGAAGCAAUUUAUUUUUAAAGAAAGUAUGUCUCCUCUGAAGAUACACGGUCCUAUCAGAAUUCGAAGUAUGCAGACUGGAAUUACAAAAUGGAAAGAAGGGUCCUUUGAAAUUGUGGAAAAAGAGAAUAAAGUCAGCCUGGUAGUUCACUACAACACUGGAGGAAUUCCAAGGAUAUUUCAGUUAAGUCAUAACAUUAAAAAUGUGGUGCUUCGACCCAGUGGAGCGAAACAAAGCCGCCUAAUGUUAACUCUACAGGAUAACAGCUUCUUAUCUAUUGACAAAGUACCAAGUAAGGAUGCAGAGGAAAUGAGGUUGUUUCUAGAUGCAGUCCAUCAAAACAGACUUCAUGCAGCCAUGAAACCUUCUCAGGGGUCUGGUAGUUUUGGAGCUAUUCUGGGCAGCAGGACUUCACAGAAGGAAACCAACAGGCAGCUUUCUUACUCAGACAAUCAGGCAUCUUCAAAAAGAGGAAGUUUGGAAACUAAAGAUGAUAUUCCAUUUCGAAAAGUUCUUGGUAAUCCAGGUAGAGGGUCAAUUAAGACUGCAACAGGAAGUGGACUACCUGUCACCCGGACAAUUCCCUCUUUGACAUCUACAUCAACCCCUCUUAGAUCAGGGUUAUUAGAAAAUAGGACUGAAAAGAGGAAAAGAAUGUUAUCUGGCUCAGAGUUGAGUGAAGAUUACCCUAAGGAAAAUGAUUCAUCAUCGAACAACAAGGCUAUGACAGAUCCCUCCAGAAAGUAUUUAACCAGCAGCAGAGAGAAGCAGCUGAGUUUGAAACAGUCAGAAGAGAAUAGGACAUCAGGGCUUUUACCUUUACAGUCAUCAUCCUUUUAUGGCAGCAGAACUGGAUCUAAGGACUACUCCUCUGGUAGCACUAACUUAGACAGGACCAAUGUUUCAAGCCAAACUCCCUCUGCCAAAAGAAGUUUGGGAUUUCUUCCUCAACCAGCUCCUCUUUCUGUUAAAAAACUGAGGUGUAACCAGGAUUACACUGGCUGGAACAAACCAAGAGUGCCCCUUUCCUCUCACCAACAGCAGCAACUUCAGGGCUUCUCCAAUUUGGGAAAUACCUGCUAUAUGAAUGCUAUUUUACAGUCUCUGUUUUCACUUCAAUCAUUUGCAAAUGACUUGCUUAAGCAAGGUAUCCCAUGGAAGAAAAUUCCACUCAAUGCACUUAUCAGACGCUUUGCACACUUGCUUGUUAAAAAAGAUAUCUGUAAUUCAGAGACCAAAAAAGAUUUACUCAAGAAGGUUAAAAAUGCCAUUUCAGCUACGGCAGAGAGAUUCUCUGGUUAUAUGCAGAAUGAUGCUCAUGAAUUUUUAAGUCAAUGCUUAGACCAGCUGAAAGAGGACAUGGAAAAGUUAAAUAAAACUUGGAAGACCGAACCUGUUCCUGGAGAAGAAAAUUCAUCAGAUAUUUCAGCCACAAGGGUGUACACUUGCCCUGUUAUUACUAACUUGGAGUUUGAAGUUCAGCACUCCAUCAUCUGUAAAGCAUGUGGAGAAAUUAUUCCCAAAAGAGAACAGUUUAAUGACCUCUCCAUUGACCUUCCUCGAAGGAAAAAGCCACUCCCUCCUCGUUCAAUUCAAGAUUCUCUUGAUCUUUUCUUUAGGGCAGAAGAACUUGAGUAUUCCUGUGAGAAGUGUGGUGGGAAGUGUGCUCUUGUCAGGCACAAAUUUAACAGGCUACCCAGGAUCCUCAUUCUUCAUUUAAAACGAUAUAGCUUCAAUGUCACUCUCUCACUUAACAACAAGAUUGGGCAGCAAGUCAUCAUUCCAAGAUACCUGACCCUAUCUUCUCAUUGCACUGAAAAUACAAAACCACCCUUCACCCUUGGUUGGAGUGCACAUAUGGCAAUUUCUAGACCAUUGAAAGCCUCUCAAAUGGUGAAUUCCUGCAUCACCAGCCCUUCUACACCUUCAAAGAAUUUCACCUUCAAAUCCAAGAGCUUGGCUUUAUGCCUUGAUUCAGACAGUGAGGAUGAGCUAAAACGCUCUGUGGCCCUUAGCCAGAGACUUUGUGAAAUGUCAGGCUGCGAACAGCAGCAGGAAGACCUGGAAAAAGAUUCAAAAUCAUGUAGAAUAGAGCCUGAUAAGUCUGAAUUGGAAAACUCCGGAUUUGACGGAAUGAGCGAAGAAGAGCUUCUAGCAGCUGUUUUAGAGAUGAGUAAGAGAGAAGCUUCACCAACUCUGAGUCAUGAAGAUGAUGAUAAACCAACCAGCAGCCCAGAUACCGGAUUUGCAGAAGAUGAUAUUCAAGAAAUGCCUGAAAAUCAAGACACUGUGGAGACUGAGAAGCCCAAAACAGUCACAGAGACCGAGUCUGCCGGUUUUACUGAGAUAACUAAAGACUGUGAUGAGAAUAAAGAAAACAAAACUCCAGAAGGGUCUCAAGGAGAGGUCGAUUGGCUCCAGCAGUAUGAUAUGGAGCGUGAAAGGGAAGAGCAAGAGCUUCAGCAGGCAUUGGCUCAGAGCCUUCAAGAGCAAGAAGCUUGGGAACAGAAAGAAGAUGAUGACCUCAAAAGAGCAACAGAGUUAAGUCUUCAAGAGUUUAACAACUCUUUUCUGGAUUCGUUGGGUUCCGAUGAGGACUCUGGCAAUGAGGAUGUUUUAGACAUGGAGUACACAGAAGCGGAGGCGGAGGAACUAAAAAGAAAUGCAGAGACAGGAAAUCUUCCUCAUUCUUAUCGACUCAUUAGUGUUGUCAGUCACAUUGGUAGCACCUCUUCUUCAGGUCAUUACAUUAGUGAUGUGUACGACAUUAAGAAGCAGGCAUGGUUUACUUACAAUGAUCUCGAGGUAUCUAAAAUCCAGGAGGCUUCUGUGCAGAGUGAUCGGGACCGGAGUGGUUAUAUCUUCUUUUAUAUGCACAAGGAGAUCUUUGAUGAGCUGCUGGAAACGGAAAAGAAUUCUCAGGCACUUAGCAUGGAAGUGGGGAAGACCACUCGUCAGGCCUUGUGAGGAACAAACUCCUGGGUUGGCAGUGUGCACUGCUUAUUCCCUCUUACUGCUGCCCACCUCACCUUUCCUCUGCCCAAGGAGAAUUUGGAAUUCUACUUGAUGCGGGAGCAACAAACAGCUCAGGGCCAAACCAAAAGACGAAAAUUGCAAUUAUGUGGAACGCUCCAUGCUAAUUGUUUUAUGGAAACUUUGGUCUCACAUCUGUAGCUGAUUAUCCUCUUUUUCUCCUACAAGAGUGGCACUUCCUUUUGUCUUAGGAAUACAUGUUGUAAAUAAUAUAUAUAUGUACAUACACGCACACACAUGUAUGUGGAAUGAAUGGAGCCUUAAAGAGUUAGGAUGAGCCACCAUAGUAUUCCUGUUCAAAAUUAAUAGCACAGAGUUUGGAGAAGAAAUGAAGGUGUCAAAGAGUCCAUUCACUUGAGAGAUGUGUAAAGAUGUACAUAUCGGUUGGCAUUUAGUUUUUCUGUUCCUUGAGUAGUUUCACUCAAGUCUAUAAUCUUUCACGUGUGUUUCUUAUUAGUAAAGUUCACUGGAAAGCCAGCUCUCCAUGUUACACUAAUGACAGUUUGUCCUCCUUGCAAGGGAGAGGCAUUUCUGCCACCUGACGUGAGGAGCUUUUUUUUUUUUUUUUUAAUUAAUUCAUGGAUUUGUAAUGCUUUGCUGUUUACAUGCAGUCCCAAGAAAUGGAUUGUUGGUGCUUUGGAGUGGGUUAUAGUCCCCCGUUUGGUAUUCAUUGAACACUUUGUAUUUUCUUUAAAAGAGAUCCCUUCACACAGUAUAUUCAUCUGUAUUAUUGUAGUGAAGACAGAAUCUUUUCUUUUUCUUCUGUAUCAUUCUUCCAUGGAGCAAGCAUUACCCUAAUAGAUUGCAACCAAAAUUUUAAGAGGUAAGAAAAUAAUAUCCCAAUUGGGAUUCCCCAGCAAGGACACUUGGGGAUAUGGAAGAGUGCUAGCAUCUGUCUCAUACAUGGAGAGGUCAGGAUGAGGAUUCUCGCAUUAAAGCUAAAAACUCUGGACCACUAGAAGCCCUACUGCAAGCGGGAAAUUAAGUACAUGAGCUUAGGAUGAAGCUUGAGCAUUUAAUCAUUUGUUGUCUGUCUUUGCCCUUAAAACAGGGUGAGAAUUAGAAUGAGAUUGGUUUAGGUAAACCCAAGAACUAACAAGUAACAAAGGUGCAUAAUAUAUUUUAUCUUUUUAGGUGCUUUGAGUUGAGGGUAAAUGGGAAUGCAACAUUAAGUGCCACAUUAGUCACUCCGCUGGCGUAACCAGUUUGGAUAUUAAGCAGCUUGUGAAACCAUAUAAAGAAUGAGUUCGAGAGGAGAAUUCUAUCCACAAAAUAACUUUGUAAGCCCGGGAAUCAUUAGGUUCGCACAGUUAAGUGCAGCAAAAUGAAACUUUCAAUAUUUUCUUUCAUGUUUUACUUCCUUUUAUUAUCAGGAAGGAGGGAAUUCUUGUUUCAGUUCUGAGGUAGGGACAAAACCACAUCAGUUUUUCAAGGGGAGGAUACAUGUUAAAGUCCAUCAUCACAGAAGGUGCAACAUCUUCUCUAGAAGAUUGCCUUAAGAGAGCACCAGGCCCCACACUUGGACAUGUUCUGACACAGUAACUUGUUCUAAAAUUCUCAGUUUUUAAAUUGUAAAUGGCCCCAGUGCGUUGGUUAACUCCAGAUGAAAAGCUCUGCCUCCUACCAUCUACCCAUGCACUACCACAGUGAACCUUCCAAAAUGGUGCACCGGUCGGUUGUGCUUGAAUCAUAUAGAGCAGAGGAAAAUAACUGUUUUAAAACUGUAGCUUUUGCUGGAAAAUAACUGUUUUUUUCCAAAACGAGUGAAGUGGUGAUCAAAUUCUAUAGCUAGUUAGGACUUCUCUUCCGCAUGUUUGCAUUUGAGAGCUUCGAGAGGUGCUGUUUAAAAUGACUGGAAAUGUAUUGAAGUGAGGGAUGCAUUAGGGCAUUAAAAAAAAAUAGAAAUGAUGCCAUAGGCCUGAUUGCCCAUUACCCUCAUUUGACUUGCUUUUUGUAGCCGGUGUGUUUGUGUGUGGGUGGGUGGUUUAGAAGUACACGUGGCUUAGAAACCUGUUUUGAUUUGAUCUUCCUUUCUUGGGCUGGACUUGCUAAUUGAAAAUAGGUUACUGAGGUAGAUGAAUUAUCUUACUGCUGAUAUGCUUGCAACUUUGGGACUUGAAUUUUCCUUGGUCUGUGCAUUUUUGUGGCCUUGUCAGCUUUCCUCCCUCCCUGUGCUCUUUUAUCCCCCCUUUCACUACACUUCUCAUUUGGGUUCAUGACUACAGAUGGAAAUUUUAGCUUUGAAGGGGUUUAUUGGGUUUUUUUUGAGCUGGUUGUAUAUAUUUAAA